This is a messenger RNA of Durio zibethinus, 914 nucleotides long. RefSeq names its product chaperonin-like RbcX protein 2, chloroplastic. The record is from RefSeq and is a predicted model, not a curated record. Lineage: Eukaryota; Viridiplantae; Streptophyta; Magnoliopsida; Malvales; Malvaceae. Gene Ontology annotation, molecular function: protein folding chaperone. Gene Ontology annotation, biological process: ribulose bisphosphate carboxylase complex assembly.
UGUUUGAGUUCUGUUCACCAAGAAAGAUGGUGGGGGCCUUAUCUGUGGUGGGUUCAUCAGUUAUGGACUGUCAUACUAGUCCAUGUUUGUGCUUGGAUGCAUUGCCAUCGACCAACAUGAACCUCAAAAGUGGUGGGGAAUUGGUUUUGCGAAGGAAUUCAAUGAAAAGAAAGCAUGUGGCUGCAAGACCAGGGUCGUUGGAAUUAGGCAGUUCUUUUGUAGAUUCAUGGCAGAAUUGGAGGUUGUCUUCGAAGAUGAUUCCGGGUAUUGUGAAUAGGAGUACUUCAAGGAAGCAGCGUAAAGGCCGGAGACUUUCGGUCGUUAACGAGUUAGCCGGACAGUAUGAAGACAGUUUUGAGGAUGUUAGAACGCAAUUACUCAACUAUUUCACAUACAAAGCAGUGAGGACCGUUCUUAAUCAGCUCUAUGAAAUGAAUCCACCACAAUAUACAUGGUUCUAUCAGUUUGUUGCUACAAAUAAGCCCAAUGAUGGCAAGCGUUUCUUACGCCUACUCGGGAAGGAGAAGCAAGAGCUUGCUGAAAGAGUGAUGAUAACACGACUUCAUUUGUAUGGAAAAUGGGUUAAGAAAUGCGACCAUGCUCAAAUAUACAAAGAGAUUUCGGAUGAGAACUUGGGGUUGAUGCGCGAACGGCUGAUGGACACAGUGGUUUGGCCCUCAGAUGAUACAAACACAGAGAAGAUUGACUGAGGGGGCUUAGGUAUCCUUUCUGUGCAAAAUCAACAAGGUUUGGUCCCAAAGAAUGUUGUUACAUUAAUAUAUUUUCACCCAGCUAACAAGCAUUGUUAUAUGCUGUAUAUUAUAAAUUUAGUUUAGAUCCCUCUCUCUUGCCAUUUGAACUCAUUCUUUGUCUCCUUCUGUGAAAAACUCACUGCUUGCUUAAGAAUACCAAUG